CAGUCACAAGUCUGAGAGCCACCGAGCAGCGAGGAGUGCGCGAGUGUCUUGUGUGUGUCGUGAUAACCCGGUCAAGCUGUACUCGCACAGGGAAGAAGACAUGUUGACGAUGGAGGCCGACCUGAAGGGUGGCCACAUGGCGCCGCACCACCACGUCGGCGGACACCCGGUGUCCACGUACAGUGCGCUGGGGAGUAUCGUACACAGUAACGUGAUGGGUCUGAGCCAGCCGCCGCCGCAGCAGAUGCACCACGCUCCCCCGCCUUCGCAUCAGCAGCAGCAACACCACCACGGGCCGCCACCCAACAACAACAAUUCCUCCAGCAAGAACCAGAACAUCGACAGGGUCAAGCGGCCCAUGAACGCGUUCAUGGUGUGGUCCCGCGGCCAGCGCAGGAAGAUGGCCCAAGAGAACCCCAAGAUGCACAACUCCGAGAUUUCCAAGCGACUGGGAGCGGAGUGGAAGUUACUGAGCGAGUCGGAGAAGAGACCGUUCAUCGACGAGGCCAAGAGACUCAGAGCGGUCCACAUGAAGGAGCACCCGGACUACAAGUACAGACCGCGCAGGAAGACGAAGACCCUGCUGAAGAAGGACAAGUACCCUCUGGCCACCGGAGGACUCCUACCCAACUCUCAGUCGGAUCUGUCCAGGAAUCCGUCGGCGGGAGGUGUGGGUGGCCAACAGGUCGUCGGGAGGGACAUGUACCAGCAGAUGACCAACGGUUACAUGCCCAACGGAUACAUGAUGCACGAUCCCUCGGCUUAUCAACAACACCAUAGCUACGGCAGCCACAUGACAGGAGGUUACCCGCGGUACGAUAUGAGCCAGAUGCACCCCAACUCCUCCACCCUCAACUACAUGAACGGAGGGUCUUACGGCAUGUACACGGGCGCCGGCGGCACGGUCCCGGGUGGCGCGGGGUCACCUUAUCACUCGAUGCAGCAGACGGGAUCUCACAGUCCCAGCGGCUCCAGCAUCAAGUCCGAACCGGUGUCCCCGUCGUCGGCGGGUCUGCACACUCCUACACCCGUCAGUAGCAUCAAGAGGGAAUACACCGGCAGCACACCCAACACCGGCGAUCUCCGCCAGAUGAUCUCGAUGUACCUGCCUACGGACCCCAACAGUGACCACCAGAGGCUGCAGGCCAUGCACCCCCAGUACCCCGUUCACAGCGGUUCUCCCGACCCUCUGGGCCCCACGAACAUGCCCCUGACACACAUGUAGGGCUCGGAUCCGGUCCCUCUGUACGACUGCCGGUACCAGAAGGACGACCGAACCCACUUCGACUUGUGAUCCCAGUGCUAGGCGAGACUGUGACCAUGUGCCAACUGUAAAUAGACAAUUUUCUACUCGAGUGUCCCGGCCGGAACAUCCGAACCCGGUAAAUUAUGUAUAUAAUGUAGUAUAGGUUAUGUUUAAGUUGCGUAGAGGCCUACGUUGUCAGAUGGAUGAGCGUUGUACAGUAUAUUUAGGUUGUUUUUGGCGGUUUUCUUUUAUUUAGAGCCUUUAGAUACACGAUUUCUAUGUUUGUUAUGUGUAAUUUGCGUUGAAAGUUGGAUUUGUACUGAAGCAUCGGGUUGUUUCGUUCUCGGGCAUAUCUCGUGCUUCUGUCAGCACCUGGGGCGGGUCUGCCGAUGUCAGUGAGAAAUGUUAUGGUAGGUGAGUUACCAUCCUUUCAUUUUUAACUUAGGCUAUUUAACAUUUCCAAUUUUUAUAUGGCAUUUCCAAAAGUACUUUUUAAUUUCCUACACGAGAAUUUCAUCUGACUAUGCCUUAAAAUCCUUCCGUUAAAAAAUAUAAUCGUUUAUGAAAUUUGAGUUAAGGGCAAUUUUUGCAUUUCAAAAAUGUCUUUUUAUCUUAUCAUACAAACUUUUUUAAAUUAUUUUUUUAUAAUGUUCUUGUGGUUAUGUUAAGUAUAAUAGUAAUGUAAUAAUACCAAACAUUUAUUUUUAACGAUUAACAGUUUAUUUUAUUAGAUGUUUCGUACCAUAUAUCUACCACAAUUUUCGUUCAACUCCUUUCUUAGUUUUGUGCUCAAAAACUGUAAAUCCUUUAAGUGUAAAUAAAUAAGGGUAUCGUUGAAAUAACAUAUAUGUUCAAAAAUGUGUUUGCUACCAACCACAGGGACAGCUUUAUAUGCAUUAAAAGUUUUUCAUUUUCAUGUGAAUAGUUACAAAUUAGGUUAAGAAUUCAUUUAAAAGCAAUGAGAUUCUAAUGAAUACAGGAAUCUUUUUUGGGCAGAUUUGCUUGCCGCAGAUUGGUGUUAUUUUAUAAAUAAGAAAGUUUUGUUGUAUUUUGUUAACUUAAAAUAAUGAUGAUUAGAAUACUAAUUGAUUGUAUUGUUGAAGUGUUUAGCUUAGUAGACAUUCCAACGAGGUUUGCAAAAAGCGAAGUGGCAUAAAAAUGUCGACAGUAUCAUUUUGAAUAGAGGUGGCCUUUGUAUUCUAUUGUUGCAAUGGGGCUUUUAUCACAAUGACAAUGAACUAUUCACUAUUGUUGGUUUCAUCAAAGGGGAUGAUUCUUAAAGAUUGUUUACUAACAAAUCGCAUUCAUGAUUGAUUAGUAUUCAAUUUUAUUUUGCUCUCACUUUUGUUAGGGGUGAUCUAUUGCUAAUUGUAUUCCCUAACAAGGUUACCAUUUACUGAAAUAGUACGAAAAAUCACAAAAUCUAUUUUAAAUCGUCGGUUAGAUUGUGCUGAUAAUUUGCAAGGUAUUUUAUUUAAUACUAUUUGAUCAUAUUUCAUUGCUUCAGCUAGUGUUGCUACAAGCAAUCUUUUAUUAGGAUUAUAAUAAUUUCACUUAUCAUACAAUGUAGGUAUGCUAAUAAGUACCUAGAAAUUUAUCUUCUAUACUUUUUCGUUUUUACACAGUUCUGGUCAUGCUUGCCUUAAGUUCACUUAUCAAUAAAUGUGUAUAGUAGUUAGUGAAGUAUGAAUAUUUUCAAUUCGUACCAUGGGCAAUGAUUAAAAUUAUUAUUAUUUAAACCACCAAAUUCUUGAAUUAAAACGAAAUCGAGCGAUGAAGACAAUUCAAUUUUAUUUUCUCUUAAACCGAUUUUUCGUCGCUACAUGCCACUUUCGGGUUCUCAAUUCGUUCCAAUUCGUGUUCGUUAGUUACUAAACUCGUUAUGAAUGUAUAAUAUUCAGUAUAAACCUUUUAACCAUUUAAAAAGUAGUGAUUUUGAAAACGGACUUUCUUCUAAAAAAGUCCUAUACAUAUUUGCACGUGACGAAGCUAUUUUGGUUUAUAUUAUUUUUGUAUCAUAAUUGGUGUUGGGAAUGACGAAUGUUUAAUGCGACAAGAAAAAAUAUGUUUUUAUAAAAGUUCUUCGCGAUGCUUUGCAAUAAUAAAACUGACAGGAAAUAAAAAUCUCAUGAAUGUCGGUAAAUCUCUACAUAAGUUUAAAAUUAAAGGAAUUAAUUUUUUCCUUAAAUUUAUUAAAGUAUUAAACUCUAAAAUGCCCUUGCAUUUAUUAAUAACUACUAUACUUCUAUAUAAGAGUUUGAAUCGGAUAGUUUGUUUUAAUGUUACUUUUUUAACAUUCUAUUACAAUAUUACUGUUUUUAUGUGAUUGCACCAACUUUAUUUAAACCCAUCUUUAUGAAAAAGCCUCUUUUUCUAGAUUGAUCCAAACGUCAUUUUUCAUAUUUUAUUCAUUUAUUUCUUAACCAAAUUAGCUACUAAUACUCAAUAAAUUUAUAGUCUAUUUUUGCCAUCGGUUAAAGUAUAAAGUUUUUACUGGGUAGAGCAAGGACACGCCGAGAAACCAAAGUUAAUUCAACUUUUAAGUACGAUUCUUUGUACUCACAUUUUGUCUCUUUAUUAUCUUGUAAAAGACACCGACUCUAUAUUCGUAGACAACGUGGUUUUACUGUGUAAUUUCAUAAAAAAAAUGCAAAAUUGUAAAAUUGAUAUUCCGAGUAUGUUGGGAAAUUUUGCUGAUAAACCGUACUUACGUGAUUUAUUAGACAUGUGUCUGUAAUUGUUUGAACAGAAAAAAGCGCAAGUAUUGUUUAAUCGUUUUACGUAGUGUUAUUUUGUAGACCAGUUAAUAACAUAUGUAAAACCUUUUCAGUAAAACAAUCUCGAAGAUGGCUUUAAAUAGGGUUGUAAAGUAAUUAAAUGAAAACCAAUGCAGUAUUACAAUGAACUUGUUUAAGACGAAACUUUGACUUCUUUUUAAAUUUCAAUGUAUUUAUCAUUGCAAAGUACUUUUUUUGUGGUUUGUAUUACUUGUGGAUUAGUUUGCUAGGAGGCUACAUGUUUGUACUAUUUAUAAUUUGUUUCCCCCUUUGUUAGAUUCCUGUUGAAAAAUGUCAUUACAUCAGGAGUUAUAAUUCAUGGACAAUCACUGUGUCCCAGAUGUUUUAACUCUGUACGCUUCACAUAAUAGAUAUUGGGCGCUUACCAGAAAGUCAUAAAAAGAUUCGUAGUAAAUCUACAUAGCUAUAUUACAUUAGCUUUCAUAGUUAAUCCAUUCUUCUAAGAGAAAAUAUUCUUAAAUAAAUUUAAGUUGGAAAACUAAAUUGAUUUCGUUGGAUUGUUGAUCAGUCGCCAAUCUCAAGAAACACUCCUGUUAAAUUCAAACUAUGUUUAAUAAUUAUUUUAGUUUUUGCGUGUAUUUGUACGCCAACUUCUAAAACAAAUUUAAUAGUUUAAUAAAAAAAUCAACAAAUAGUUUUUUAUCUGUACAAUACAUUUUUAUGGGUGGGUUUUCGUUUGUCCAAAUUAUAGUUUAUUAAUAUAGGACAAGUACCGCUACCUUCAGUACCAUUUCCAUAGCUGACGUGAUUUGCUAUCAGUGAUAAGAUGGCGAAGAUAAAACUACUGCGGAACAAGUGAUCAGAGAUAUUUCUUUAUGAUGUUCAAAAUUACUAAAAUACACGCUAGUGUCUCUUUAAAUCGUAAGUUUUAUUUGUAGAUUAUCUUUAUAAAAGAAUUUGGUAGUAUUGACUCGAACUUCAUAUAUUGGAAUUGUUGUUAUUACAAAACAAGAACGUAACACAAGUUUAGUACAAAUUAGGAAGCUUGUAGGAAAUCUAAAAAAAUCCCUUAUAAAUGUACUGAACAUCUAGCCUACUCAAAUAGCCACCAAGUAUAAUUUGGGUUUCAGUUUUAAUAUUAUAAAUAAGAUAAAAUUUGUAAAAAAUAUUUAACUUAAUUUUCUAUAUUGAUUUUCAUUCUUAAAUUGUUCAAUUUUGCAUUACAUAUUUCCUAUAUAAUUCUCAUUGAACUAAAUUAAGAUUUUGGAGUUUUAUUCAUGAUAUUUCCUGUUCUGCAGGAACUGUAUUCAUUAUUUCACCAGGUGAAAGUUACGAAUUCUAGAAUUUCCCUGUCAGUUUUGUCGCGAUCCCACAUUAUUCCCCGCUGUAUUAGGUGUGGGCUCCUGAUCGCGCCCAAUGUGUCGGGAUUUAUACAGGACUGAUCCCAUGUCUUUUCCGGUCCGCCGGUAAUUCCGAUAAGAAUCUCGGCUACUGCCGGCCGGAUCCGUAGUGUACCGGUCCUUCCUAACCGGUUCUUCCCUCCCCACUCACGGCUCAGCGGACCCUUGCCAUAUUUAUUUAUGACCCACGGCUCCAAACGGUUUCUGGAAUUUUCGUCUCUCAGUGCAAGUCCGUUUGUGGCGGCCGUGUCACAUGUCAAGUUGUAAAAGUCUCCAACCCCUGCAUUAGCUCGUCCCGGGGCCUACACUCACAUCCACGUCCGUUUCCAAGUAGUGUCGGACUCGUUUUAUAACCACGUAAUAACUUAACUGCCUACUCUGUCAAUUACUUUUAUGUAGACUUGCAAUUCGAGUGUAGCGCACAAAAUAGCCGUAGCUUGAUUUAGACGCCCCUAUUUUAGAUUGAGCUUAGUGUCUCACCAGGUAGUGUCAGCAGGUAUAAUCUGAAGUUUUGUAUCAGCAUGAACCAGGAUGUACUUGUGACAUUGACGACUCUUGUGUCUCUCCUCAAUUAAUAUCGGUUGUAGUACUGUAACACUAGCUCUUGUGAAACACGACAAAUACCAAUAAAUCGAUCUGCGUUUGUUUAAUUUAAUCGCAGUCAAGGACAACUGUUGUAAAUAACAUUCUUGUUUAACCUGUCUCAUUUAGGUUAUUGAAUAAGGUAUUUAUAGGCUACAUGCAAAUUAUCAGCACUUGCCGACAUGUCGCAAAACAAACCCGCAACCUGGAAUGUAAACUCAGCUAUAACACACUGUUCCAAUGAUUCCAAAUGGCGUCGGAAGUUGUUGUAACUUGUAUACGAUUCUGUUCUACUGUUGUUCAACUGUAAAUUUUGUUUGUAAAUUCCCGCCAUUACUUUGAACAUGUGUACAAAUUUCAAUUUUAAGCUUAAACUUGUACAGUGAGUGUUACAUAGUCAGUGGCAUGUGAAUAUAAUAUAAAUAAGUUUAUAUAGUCAA
Homalodisca vitripennis (glassy-winged sharpshooter) is the source of this 6406-nucleotide messenger RNA. RefSeq names its product transcription factor Sox-2-like. The coding region runs from base 101 to 1225 and encodes 374 amino acids. Gene Ontology annotation, biological process: cell differentiation; regulation of DNA-templated transcription; anatomical structure morphogenesis. NCBI's taxonomy places the organism in Eukaryota, Metazoa, Arthropoda, Insecta, Hemiptera, Cicadellidae. Gene Ontology annotation, molecular function: RNA polymerase II cis-regulatory region sequence-specific DNA binding; DNA-binding transcription factor activity, RNA polymerase II-specific. The record is from RefSeq and is a predicted model, not a curated record. The transcript has a single exon.